Molecule: messenger RNA, 1548 nt
Organism: Durusdinium trenchii
Lineage: Eukaryota; Dinophyceae; Suessiales; Symbiodiniaceae
Source: the annotation of a GenBank genome assembly
GGUUUUUUGAUCUGGACAAUCACGUUGAGGGCUCAUAGACUGGGCGCAACUGAAUGCCCUUUGAUCAAGGACAGGCAGAAAAGGUUGCCGGUGGUGUAAGCGAGAAAACAAUGCAUCCGAAACCUGUUUACCCCCGCGAUUUAUUGUUGCCCGAGGUUGAUCUUCGCGCGGACAGAGGCAGAACGCUUACAGGAACGGUUGGCGCAGAUGGCAAAGGCGAAGAAGACCUUGAAGCGGCGGGUGCAGGUCUUGGCCAUGAAUUCCGCGAAUCCGAAAGAGGAAAUGCGCGCGCAAAGACGAUGCCAGCAGCUGUGUGAGGAGGCGGCUGUGGCCUUGAACAUCAAUGCCGAAAUAGAGAAGCAGCGUUCUCAGCUGCAAAGUCCGGAGCGGGUAUGUGAUGAUCAAUUGUUUGCUGAGAACAGUGAAUUGAAGCAGCAUAUCUCCAUGCUUGAGUGUGAGAUUUCCGGCCUGCGCAUGGAGAGGGACUCCGGGCUGGCAGAGUCCGUGCUGCACCUCAGCCAAAUGGAUUCGGAGGUGGAAUUGGAAUGCCAAAGACUACAAGAGCAGCUAGCUGAAGCCUUAGCUUGGGAGAGCUCACGCGAAGAGCUAGAGGCGGAGGUGUCCAUCCUGCGCCAGAAAUGCGAACAGCUUCGUCUCCAAGUAGAUGAGGCUGCGGCCACGACGCCUCAAGCUGCACUUGUCCGAAUUGAGGAGCUGGAGGAGUUGGUACGACUUGGAGCUGAAGAAUUGCAGCAGGAAAGACAACAAAAGCUAGAGGAGAUGUUGAAGAUCAAAGAAGAAUCAAGUCAGUGGCAGCUGCAGAGUCAGCAGAAGAUGCAGGAACUCCUUGAGAAAGAAAGCCAUUGGAAGACCGAAGUUCAUCAAAAAGCAGAGGAGAUAUUGAAGAUGAGGGAUGAAGCGAGCCAGUGGCAGCUGCAAAGCCAUCAAAAGACACAGGAGGCCCGGAUGAACCAGGAGGAAGCAGAUCGACAAAGAGCGAUUUGCAAGGGAUUGCAAGAAGCCAAAGAAGAAGCAGACCGACGCAGAGCGAUUUGCGAAGAGGACUUGCAGAAGGCCCGAUCAGAAACAGAUCGGCUGAGGGCUGAGAGCUCUGAAAAGAUUGCAGUGUCUUUCAGACACGCCGAGGAUCUUCACAAGGCUCAACACGACGCUGAUUGCCUUAGAGACGCCCACCAUCAGCAGUCUGCCUUAGCUGCCCAGCAACUGGAGGAGCUCCGGGAGCUGCGCCUGGAGGCCCAACAGCUACGAAGCGAAUGUCGGAAGCAGUUGGCAGCCGAAGCACAACAGGACUCUCCUGACCAGUUGAGCGAGGAAAAGGCAAUGACAAUUGCUGAGAACUAUCGUGUUGGUGGUCAUAUUCGUGAACUGGCCAAUGUCCUUCGAAAAUGGCAGUCUGAACGUAGCUUGUCUUAUUGUGUGUUCUUUUACUUCCAGAAUGAUCAGAAUGUACAACUGGAUUGCAGUGCUUUACCUAGCUUUUCAGGUGCAGCGGAACAGCAGUUGGAGCCUGACAUGACCUCCAAGUAG